AUCUCACCAGCUUUUUCUGUGUUUUUGUUGGCACACUUUAAAUUGACCAUGCUGACUUUUACAUGUUUGGAUGGGUCCACCGUUCGCAGGCAGGAAUAGGGUUAAACCCACAUUAUGACUGAUUUAGAAGCCUCAGGGAUGAGGGAGCAUCCCCCGCCCUACAUGAUCUUUCUGGUGGUCUUCCUCUUCUUCCUCACUGGACUGCUGGGCUUCCUCAUCUGCCACCUGCUGAAGAAGAAGGGCUACCGCUGCCGAACCGGAGACAUGGACGAUGAAAACGAGGAGGAGGAGAAAGUUGGAGGAAAUGCAGACGAUGAGGAUGAAGAGAACCAGGAUACAGUGGAGCAAAUCCUCAAAUGCAUCAUUGAAAAUGAAGCUAAUAUGGAAGCCUUCAAUGAGAUGUUGGGAAACCACAAUAUCUGUGUGCGACAUGACCCCAGGUUGCGUAAGGAGUCUAUUGGUGGUGUUCCUCCCCAUCACCACACCGUCCACUCAGGCACCGACCACAACUCCUGCCACCUCUGUGCUCAGGUUCGAUCUAAAAAAGGCCGCAGACAAAGUAGAACCCCCCGAUCCAAACAACGACCUGGAGAACAGACUGUCUUCUCUGUUGGCAGGUUUCGGGUGACGCACACUGAUAAGAAGCUCCAUGGAAGUCCCAAUCCAUUGGCCAGUUCAGGGGACCAGCUGGACCAGUCUCAUGACAGCGAGGAGCAGAAAGAGGGCGGGUACAAUCUGAGGAGCAUGUUCAAGGAUGUCCGACCUUCCUCAGAGAGUGCAAAUGGGGUUGCCCCAAAUGUGGGGAAACGAAGGAAGAGCAUGACCAUAUUUGGGCUGAGGCGGAGCAGUGACCCUGUUGGCACAAAAGGAGUGGAAGGGACAAGUAGGGAGACCGAAGGUGUUAAGUUGGCUAUUCAUCAGCAACCUGUAGUGCUGGAGGAACUGGUGCAGGCAGAGAACACUGAGAUUGCCCCUGAACGUGGUACUAAAUCUGGUUCCAAACCUGAAACCGAGCUCUCAAAGAAUCAAACCCCUUCUCUAUCGCGACAUGAGCCUAAAACUGCAGGUUGUUUUAAUUCUGCUUCUUCCCAAAGUAAGAAACAGGCCCAUGACUCUAGCUCUGCUCCCGAGGAUGGCUCUAAACCUAGGCCCAGUCACGAACCUCAUACGAAGCUUACAAUCAAACCUUCAGCUGGGAGUACGGCAAUCUCUGCCCCCAGCUUGCUUCUCAUUCCGUCUCCCACUUUGUCCAAGCAGACAUUUACGACAAUGGAGAGACAAGGAAAAACUGCAGAUAAAGUGUUAAAAGAUGAGGAGGCUUAUGAUCCUUUGCCCAUGCAGACCUCUACACCAAUUGUCCUCAUGCCAGGAUCCAUUCCAGGUUUCACUCCUGUCAUUCCUACUGGUCAGUCUGAAUCCUUUUCUAGCACAGUUUUUCCAGUCAUCCAAACUACCCCUGACGCAAGCUCCAGCCCAGAUCUGGAAGCAGGUUGUGGUGCUAGCCUAGUUUCAAUAAGUUUAGGCUCAUCUCCUCUGUCUUCAUUCCCAAUCAAGACCCCAUCUUCAUUCUCUUCAUUAAAAACUCCUACCUCACCCCAGGCAGUCACACGUACCCCAAAACUCCGGUCAGACCAAACAAUGUCUAGCCAAUCUCCUAUUCCAUCAAAAAUUGCUAGAUCAUUACAAGCCCAAACGUCCUCACCUGGUGUUAGUGCUAACUCCAAACUUGACACCAUGCCCUCAUCGCAAACUCCCUCUUCUUCUCCAGCCGACGAAAACCCAUCCUUCGGAAGUUCAUCUCAUCUGACUUUGAAGUCAGGCAGUGGGAUGUCUGUAACAUCUAUGACCAAAGGGUAUAUGGUUUCAAGUCCAUUAUCUCUAAAGGAACAAGAGCUACAAGUCGCCAGAAUUCACAAGACAGAAGAAAAGACAAAAAUAAAGAGAGUUGGGGUCCUCAAAACAGCUAAACUUUCACAAAUUGAGGGAGGUUUUAGAGGUUCUGCCCUUUCCUCUCCCUCUGAUCAGAUUUCUAAAGACAGAUUGAGCAGUUUGCCUUCAUCACCCUCAAGCCCAUUGUCCCCCUCCUUGCUUGUAGGGAGCAGAAUAAGUAGCAUGACCAUUGUCAAAGCCAGUCCUGACAGUAAUAGAGAGUUUUCUGUUGUUGCUGUUUUGGAGGAUGAAGAAUCCUCUUCAUCAAUAAAAGACCAGAAAGGAGAGACUUCUGAACUUGUGGUUGAAUCUGAAAAAUUGGGAAUUAGUCCAGUAGUUGGUCAGGGAUUAGAAGUUUCUGUUUCAGGUACUGAACAACGUGAGAGUCAAAGAGGAGAGACCUCUACAGCAGAGGUCAGGUCAACGUUGAGCCAAGAGAAAAAUGACAUGGUAGAGAUGGAAGAUAUUAGAGACUGCAAGAUGAUCCAGGUGCAAGAAGCAGAGAAGAUGGAGGAGGUGGAGAAGAUGGUACACACUCAUUUGAAAUAGGACUGAGAAGUGAACUCUCAAGAUAUUGAAAAGUUCCAGCCGUCCUGUGAUAAUCCAAAGAAAGAAGAGUGACACCACUCAGCGGACUAUAGGAAUAGAAAUGUAUUAAUAAUAAAAUUAAGUAAUUAUGAACACACCUUUGAUGAUUUAAUCACGGCUGUGAAUAUAUUGCCUUGGAACUGGACUGGCUGGUUAAAUGACUAUCCAAAUGUGGAAAAUUAUCCAAUUUCACCCAGAUUUUAAUCCCUUUAACCACAAAUCACAUCAACUUUACUUCACAACUAACAAUUACGUCUUUUUGUUUCAGCCGUUUUUAGACAGAUUAGUGGCAUGGCUCUAAGGAUGGAAAUGUCAGUUGGCCCACCACUUUGGUCCAGACUAAAAUAUCUCAACUGUUGGUCAGUUAAUGGUUCCCAGUGAAUCCUACUGACACUGGUGAUUCCUUUACAUUUUCUCUAGCACCAUCCUGAGGUUAACUUUAGUGAAAUAUCUCAACAACUGUUGGGUGGAUUGCCAUUAAAUUUGGUACAGAUACCCAUAGUGGCCAGGUGAUUCAUUGUAAUGAUGUUUGGUGAUUCCCAGACUUUUCAUAUAGCUAUACUAAUAGCUGGAUUACUAUUAAAUUUUGAACAGUCAUUUUUGGUCCCCAGUGGACGAAUCCCACUGACUUUGCUAAUCCCCAGACUUUUCUAGCGCCAUGAGCAGGUCAAAGUUUUCACCUAUCCAGUGAAAUAUCUACUUGAUCGAUUGGCACAAAAAUUUGUGCAAACAUUCAUGGUUCCCAGAUGAUGAUUUCUAAUGACUUUGGUGAUCUCCUGACUCAUUUGGAGCUUCCAUGAAGUCCCCAUUUAUGGUUUUGAAUGAAAGGCUUUAACAACUACAAUAAAAUUUUGUUCAGACACUCAUGUUCCCUUCAGGAUGAAGUUUAUGAUCCUCUGACUUUUCAUUAAGUGCCAUCAUCAGGUCAAAGAUUUAAUUUGUCCAGUACUUUGGUUAAUGACUAAGUGGCUGCUAAACAAAUGACAUUCAUAUCAAUUUCGCCAAAGUCAAAGUCUGGGAGCCAUGAAUACCUGUACAAAAUUUUGCUCCAAUCCACCCAAUAGUUCAAGAUAUUUUUCUAAUGUUGGGUAGAUGGUUGGCCAACCAACUGACUGAAUGACUGGCAAACUAGCAGACAUUGGAAAAUAUUAAUUACUAGAGUCUUGUAUUGAGUUGUGAGAACACCAUGUCUACUUUUAAUUUGACAUUAAUGCAGACUUGAUGAUUACUGUCAUUGAUUACACAACUCAAGGAAGCUUCAAGAAUCUUAAACUAUACUAUUUCACAAUAUGAAAUGAAAACAUACAUACUUGAAAAAAUACAUCCUUAAAUCUAAAAUUAUACAGAAUGCACUUUGAAAAUGUUCAGCAAUGCUGUAAAAUAUUCAUCUUUGAUGAAACUUGUAUAGUCCUUCUGUUAAUAUAGGAUUUCUAACACAUUCCAGGAGUUAUAUUAUGAUGAAAGAAUAUCUUUAUUUGGUUACCCACCUUGCUGUAGUUUGCCUCCUGGUUGGUGAUUUCCUACUUUUGCUAAAAUGUAGGAAAUAUCCAAAUAAGGACUGUGAGCCUGUUGCUCUCCAUUUAAAAGCAAGUGUAUGGAGAUAAAAACACAAUUCAACUUUUGACCCACUAAUAGACCAUAAAAUAAGUGAUGCUGGGUGCAAGGUUUUCCUUUGACUAAAUGCUUCAUAUGUGAUUGACUAACUGGCUGGAUUAUUGGAUUAGAUAACAUCUAGUGUUUGAUUUGACUUGCUAAUGGACUGAUUAUAUUUGAGUUUUUAACCAGAGCUGUGUGCUUAAUUUAAUGAAGCAUGAUUAUUUAUGAAUGUAAAAUGUGCUAAUGGCUGGUACCCUGAUAUCUCAUCUAUUGAUCCUCCUGAUUGUUGAUCAAGAUUAACAGCACAAGCACAAAGAGGGCAACAGUCACUCCCUUCCAUUGCUCCAGGGCUGCUGGCCCAAUGGAAAUACAAUAGAUCAGGUAAGUGAAUUCUUGUAAUUAUGUUUAACCCUAUGCUACAGUUGUAUGCAAAGGUUUGGCGACCCCUGGGCAAAUGAUAUAUUACAUUUUUUUAGAAAUGUAAGAAGUAAAUCCAACUUCUGCAGAGGACAGACAAGGCUUUCUCCAAAUAUUAAUACAAUUUUUGUAUUAGCUGAGAGUCUUUCUGUUCAGCUGCUCUUCCUGCAGAUCACUUCAAGUUCUGAGAUAUUUUAGGCUGUCCUGCACACAUAGCAUGUUUAAGAUCUACCCACAGAUUUUCAGUGAUGUUCGGGUCAGGGGACUGUGGGGGCUGUUCCAAGAGCUUCAGGUGGUGUUUCUUGAAGUACUUCAUGGUGGGUUUUGAGGUCUGCUUUGGAUCAUUGUGCUGUUGAAACCAGCUUCUUUUCACUUUCACGUUCUUGACUGACUACAGGACAUUUGCAUUCAGAAUUUGCUGAUAUUUUUUGGAAUCCAUUCUCCCCUCUAUCUCUGCAGUGUUUCCUGUGCCACUGGCUGCCACACAAACCCAAAGCAGAAUAUUUCCACCACCACGCUGAACAGCUGGCAAGGUAUCAUCAAAUGCAUUCCUCAUGUACUGCAUGAGAAAUGCAGGAAGACGAGAGAGGCUGAGUGGACUGAUUAUAUUUUGCAUUGAGAAUGAACUAGCAGAGAAGUUCGAUUUAGAGAAGACUGUGGAGGACUUCACGGUACACAAGACUCACAGAAUAACAUUCAGACAGGUGAGUGCAACAAAUGACUAAUUGUUGUAUCUCACUGUACAGAGGAGAGCAUAACUACUGUGUUGCCUAGCAACUUAGCGUGUUGUCUGUGUUUGCUGGGUUGCACACUCUGGAGUCUAUGUUGUUUACACAUCUUCACUUUUUCUGCUGCUUUAUUCUGUUGUUAAUUCUAUAACAAGUGGCAGGCUAUUUGAUUUAUGUAGCUUAAUAUUGCUCCCACUGUGGGGUCCAUAGACCUGUAAUUAUUAGCUGUAUGCACAGGCUUCAAAGUGCCUGACUGGAAUUUAUUGGUUGCUUUCGUUGCAGUUCUCACCUGGGAAUUGUGUAUAUGCAUUGAAAUAACAAUGCAUAUAGGCCUGCAUAUGUUCUUUAAUUUAAUAGUUUUAUCAUAUAUUAUUAUUAUCUCCAUAUAACAUUUUUUUACUCCUCCCCCUCCAAAAUGUCCAUAGCCCCAGGGCAUACAGUAAUGUGAACAGAAUGUUUUCUUUCAAUGAAGACUAAAACACUGUUAAGAUGGACAUACAGUACAUUAUCUUUAUCCUGCCCUCUUCAGUAUAUGUAGAUUCUUUCUUGAUCUGUUAAUGUUUCUAUGUUUUUAUUGUGAAGUGUGAUCAUGGUAGAUUGUGUGUCAUCCUCUGCUGGUAACCAAACCCAUAACACCUUCACAUGUUAAAGUGUAUUUCCAUCACCCAUCUUCAUCACUACAGUAAACUGCUGUGUUAUCGUCAACAUAUUUAUCAUUUAGUUAACAACAAACUGUUGUGUUACUUUUCAAUACAGUCUGUGCUCUUUGGAUAACCUGUUGAAAAGUUAUACAUAAUAAUCCUGUAAAUUAAACUGCUAAAAGCAGU
Molecule: messenger RNA, 6085 nt
Organism: Xiphias gladius (swordfish)
Lineage: Eukaryota; Metazoa; Chordata; Actinopteri; Istiophoriformes; Xiphiidae
Gene: rell2
Product: RELT like 2
Exons: 6
Coding region: 115-2478 (787 amino acids)
Biological process (GO): positive regulation of p38MAPK cascade; positive regulation of cell-substrate adhesion
Source: RefSeq, a predicted model, not a curated record